Alternaria infectoria is the source of this 1257-nucleotide messenger RNA. RefSeq lists its product as uncharacterized. The transcript is spliced from 4 exons. Bases 1 to 1257 code for a protein of 418 amino acids. Gene Ontology annotation, molecular function: monooxygenase activity; iron ion binding; heme binding. The record is from RefSeq and is a predicted model, not a curated record. NCBI's taxonomy places the organism in Eukaryota, Fungi, Ascomycota, Dothideomycetes, Pleosporales, Pleosporaceae.
AUGGAUCUUAGCUUUGCACAGGCAAUAGAGAAGAACUUCUCCGGACACGUUUCCGGCUUCGAAAUGUAUGCUGUCUUGCUCCACGAACAAAGACUUGUACAAAAUGUUGUAAAGGAUCAACUUACCAAGUAUCUAAAUGUCCUGACAAAGCCCCUCUCGGAAGAAGCAAGUCAUGCUCUCGACGUGAUAUUCGGCCAAGACACGGAGUGGAGAGAAACCGUCAUAGCAGACAGCAUUCUCCAACUAAUCGCCCGUCUCUCCACCAGGGUCUUUCUCGGCGACACCAUGUGCCGCAACACGGCGUGGCUCGAAGCUUCCAAGGCCUACACGGUGGCAAGCUUCACCAUGAUUCUCAAAAUGACAGCCCUCCCAUCCUCGCUCAAGUUCCUCGUUCCCUGGUUCUCCUCCGAGGCGAAGAACGUCUUCAAACAUGGAGACACAUGCCGCGCAAUCCUCACAUCUCUUCUCGCCGAGCGUCGAGCUCUGAAAGCCGAAGCCAGAAGGAACGGCAAACCGGAACCUGUAUUCAACGACAUGAUCGAUUGGUUCGAGCAGAAGAGCGGCGGGAAAGGGUACGAUCCAGCUCUGUUCCAGAUUGCGCUAUCGUUUGUAGCGAUACAUACGACCAGUGAGCUGCUAACGCAUACUAUAACCUUGCUGGCGAACGAACCACAUUACGUUACGGCAUUGCGGGAAGAAAUCGUGAGGGUACUGACGGCCGACGGGCUGACCAAGGCGGCGCUCGCAAACCUCACAUUGAUGGACAGCGCGUUGAAGGAGUCGCAACGAUACAGGCCCGCUGCAUUCUUAACAAUGCGCCGUCAAGCCCGACGCACCGUCGUCCUCCCCAACGGCCUCGUCAUCAACAAAGGCGAGCAAAUCGCCGUCGACGGCUUCAACAUGUCAGACCCCAACGUCUACCCCGAUCCACACAGAUACGACAUAUACCGCUACCAGCGCAUGCGCGCCAGCACCGACCGCGCCACAGUCAGCCAGUCGCAUCUCGUUUCCACCGGUCCCAACAACCUGUCAUUUGGACAUGGCGCACAAGGCUGUCCAGGCAGGUUCUUCGCUGCGAAUGAGAUGAAAAUCGCGCUGUGUCAUUUGCUGCUCAAGUACGAUUGGGAGUUGGCGGAGGGGACGGAUCUGGAAUCGAGGUUCUUGUUUGGCGAGACGGAGGCGCUGAGGAAGGGGAAUAGGCUGAGGUUUAGACGGAGGAGGGAGGAGAUUGAUUUGGAGGGGUUGGGGUAUGUGUGA